CGUCAGUAUUUUUCUGUCGCUUCGCUCGUUCGGUUGUGUUAUUUUAUUUUGUGAAUAUUUUGUGAGAUCAUUGUUAUUUGUGUUUAUUAUCUAAUGUAAUUAAGUGUCAGACUUAAAAAUACAAAAUGCCGGUGUUUCACACGAAGAUAAUCGAGAGUAUUUUGGAGCCAGUUGCUCAACAGGUAUCCCGUCUGGUGAUCCUCCAUGAAGAAGCAGAAGAUGGCAACGCGAUGCCAGACCUGGCGAGGCCGGUGCAAGCCGUGUCUCUCGCCGUCAACAACCUUGUCAAAGUUGGACAUGAGACCAUCGAGUCUUCAGAAGACGCGGUCCUCAGACACGACAUGCCGGGCGCCCUGCAUCGCGUGGAGACUGCCGCCACACUGCUGCAGCAGGCUUCUGACAUGCUGCGAGCUGAUCCUUAUUCAGGACCUGCUAGAAAGAAGCUGAUUGAAGGCUCCCGUGGUAUCUUGCAAGGAACCUCGGCUUUGUUGCUGUGCUUCGAUGAAUCUGAAGUCCGAAAGAUAGUCAAGGAGUGCAAGAAGGUGCUAGACUAUCUAGGCGUGGCGGAGGUGAUAGAUACCAUGGAAGAUUUGGUGCAGUUCCUCAGAGACAUAUCGCCUGCUCUCUCCAGGGCAGCUAGGGAGGUGGCAGCCCGCGCCGCGGAGCUGACCCACCCGCCGCACGCGGAAACACUCAACCGUUGCCUCGACAGCGUCAAGCAGCUCGCGCCCGUACUCAUCUGUUCCAUGAAGAUCUACAUACACAUACUUACUGAAGGAGGCAAGGGAAUGGAAGAAGCAGCUGAAAAUAGGAACUAUUUGGCUCAGAGGAUGGCUGACGAAAUACAUGAGAUUAUACGUGUCCUCCAACUGACAUCGUACGUGGAGGACGGCGGAGAGAAGGACAACGUCACAGUACUGAAGGCCCUGCAGCAACAGAUACACGCCAAGAUGGCCGCCGCGCACGAGUUUCUUAAUGACCCGGCCGCGCCCCGCACGGGCCCGGGCGAGCGCGCGCUGCGCGGCCUGCUGACGUCGGCGCAGCGCGCUGCCGAGCAUCUCGCGCCGCAACCUGCUGAACUUACGAGGAGACUCGUCCGAUCGGGAGGUAUAAACGCAGACCAGCUAUGCGACGAGCGUCAAUACGGACAUGGUAGAGAAGCCAAGGCACUAAACCUGGCUUCAGACCUUCGCCACCAGAUCAACGAGCUGGACGCCAUCGUCAACGAGGGAGUCAGGGCAGCUGAGAAACAAGGAGGGAAGACCAUGCAGGCUAGACUGGAGACAGCCCACAAAUGGUUGCUCCACCCUGCCGCGGACCCAGUGACCAGGGUGGAGGGACAGAAGGCCAUCAAUAGCAUCGUGUCGCAGGGACAGAGGAUCGCGGACGGUCUGCAAGGCAGAGAGAAGGCGGAAGUCCUCCAGCUGUGCUCGGAGGUCCAGCGACUGUCGGACAAGUUGGGGGACCUCUGUGCCUCGGGCAGGGGGGACAGCGACGAGGCCAGGGCUAUCACUAAAGAGCUGACCGACAAGCUCCACGAGUUGAAGCGCGCGACGGAGCGCGCCGUCGUCAACCGCGUCGUGGAGGACUUCAUUGACGUCGCCGCGCCCCUGCGGCACUUCACGGACGCCGUCAAUACUCCGCCUGGUACCCCAGGCCGUGAGACCAAUUUCCACGACAAGGCGGCGGCGCUGGGCGCGUUCAGCGCGCGCGCGGCCGCCGCGGCCGGCGUCGUGGCCGCCGGCGUCGGACACAACAAGAGGCUCGCCGACCAACUCAUACAUAACGCGCAACAGGUUGAAAAACUAUCACCUCAACUCAUUGCUGCAGGCAAGAUCAGACUCUACAACCCUGAGAGUAAGGUGGCAGAGGAACAUUUCAACAACUUGAAGAACCAGUACGCGGACGCCGUGCUCCGUGUCAGAGACCUCUGUGACCAGGCGGUGGACCCACUGGACUUCGUCAGGACUGCUGGUGAACUGAUGCAGAAGCACACGUACUUGUGCGAGGACGCGAUACGUAACAACGACUCGCAGAAGAUGGUCGACAACACUUCAGCUAUCGCCAGGCUAGCAAACCGAGUCCUCCUAGUAGGGGGAGCGGAGCGCGACAACACGGAGGACGCGCAGUUCGCGCGCGCGCUGGGCGCCGCGCAGCAACGGCUGCAGGCCGCCAUCCCCCCCGCCGUGCACGCCGCCAAGGCCGUCGCGCUCGGGGACCGCGCCCAGGCCCCGGCCUGGCGGGCCGCCAACUCAGAGAUAAUAAACGCGGCCGGCGAGGUGGAGUCGGCCCUGUCGGGCCACUACGCGCCGGCGCCGCCGCCGCCCGCGCUGCCGGAGGCGCUGUCCCGCCUGACGGUGGGCGCCGCGGCCGCCCUCGGCGACUAACCGCCGGCGCCGCCCCCGCCGCGCCCGCCGCCCCCCGCAGACACCGACGACGAGGGGGAGGACAUCUUCAGGAGGCAACCUCAUCCUAGCCAACCUAUCUUGGUGGCGGCCCACAACCUGCACAAGGCGGUCCGCGAGUGGUCGUCCAAGGACAACGAGAUCAUCGCGGCCGCCAAGCGGAUGGCCAUCCUCAUGGCGCGCCUCUCCGAGCUCGUGCGCUCCGACUCCAAGGGUAGCAAACGUGAGCUGAUAGCUACGGCGAAGGCGAUUGCUGAAGCUUCCGAGGAAGUCACCAGGCUUGCCAAGAAACUGGCUCUCGAGUGCACUGACAAGAGGAUCCGUACUAAUCUGCUCCAAGUAUGCGAGCGUAUACCGACGAUUGGCACGCAACUCAAGAUUCUAUCCACCGUCAAGGCGACCAUGCUUGGCGCUCAAGGUAGCGAGGAGGACCAGGAAGCGACGGAGAUGUUGGUCGGCAAUGCUCAGAACUUAAUGCAGAGCGUGAAGGAAACAGUGAAGGCAGCAGAGGGCGCCUCCAUCAAGAUCCGCACCGAGCAGGGCGGGUACAGGCUGCGCUGGGUACGGCGCUCGCCCUGGUACCAGAUCUAAACACCUGGACCUGCAACCCUGUCUGUACUAACCUCUGUAAAAUGUGGAGUCAAGGUCUUGAAUUACAUGGUACUUGAUAAACAUCUGCUAUGUGGGUACUUCGAAAAAGAAUUCCGAUGUUUACUGGCGCCCAACGUGGGACAAGAAUGCAAUGUACUUGUGUCGAAAAAAAUAUAAUCAAAGAAUAAUAAUAUUAUGAAUAAACAGAAUUAGCGUCGAUUGUAAUGUUCCCAACUUCGAUAGAAACGGAAUUCUUGAUUCAUUUAGGUCACUACACUUAUAGUGAUGAAAAUUUUAGACCUUUGAACAAUUGAGAGAAGGCGGUAUCAUAAAAAAAUCAUGUUAAUUAUUUAUUAUUCUUAAACUAUUAAUAGAAGUCAACACAACGUAUCUUUUGCCUUUCUCAUCUUCCAUUUAUUAAAUACUACCUUAAGAUGCGCACACGCAUACUGAUCGUUACAUAUUAAAACUAAGUACAUGAGAGAUUUAUCUUUAUAGUUUUAUUAAAAUGAAGUAUAAUUUCAUGUUUUAAUAAUUAUUAAUCUUUUAAGAUAAUAAACUCGUUAGUUUAGUGAUUGCUUGACUACUGACUAUGAGGUCGUUGGUUCGAUUCCAAAUUCAUGUGGAGAAUUCAUUUAAAAUCGUGUCCGGUAUACGGCAAUAGGCAUGCCCGUUAUUAAAAAAGUGACUAAGUAGCGAAAAAAUAUAUUAACUUUGCCUUCCCUCUUUCGGGCACUAAGCGUGAUGUCAAGUAGUUAAGUUAAAUAUUUAUACAAAUGUAAUGUGUGUAAUUUAUAAGCGGUUGUUAUAUUUCAUUUUCAUUGAAAUCCACGUCUUACGGUGAUUAUAAUAAGAACUAUGUUACUCAGGCAGCUUCAUAACUUUUGUUUCAAUGAUACACCUCAAAAUAAUAAUUAAGAAAAAGUAUAAGGACAAUUGGGUAGUUUCCAGGGUAAGGAAAUUAAAAAUCUAAUUAG
Molecule: messenger RNA, 3973 nt
Organism: Spodoptera litura
Lineage: Eukaryota; Metazoa; Arthropoda; Insecta; Lepidoptera; Noctuidae
Gene: Vinc
Product: vinculin
Biological process (GO): cell adhesion
Molecular function (GO): actin filament binding
Source: RefSeq, a predicted model, not a curated record